UUAUUUCCUUAAAUGAUGAUAUGGGCAAAGGUUGUAUAUGUUAUCAUGUUGUGGUUUAAAGAAUUAUUUCUGUGUGAUUUACCUAAUCUGUUGUGACUGGAGCGCGCGCACGGCUUGACUGCAGGAUUGCGACUAAACUGCGAUCGCGCGCAUUCUCUCUCUCUCUCUCUCUCUCUCUCGGUUUAGUUCUAUCUCAGAGUGAGUCGGGCACCAGAUGCCAUCACCUGUCGCGAGGCUCAACACUGGUGUGGAGCGAGAGCGCGCACGCACGGGCUUGUCCUGUGGCUAAUUUAACAGACACUGUCGCUGACAGAUUCAACAAUGUUUUUCUGUGUUUGUUAUUUUUACCUACUCUUCUUGUCUCCUUCGUGGGAUGUUUCACUCCUCCCUGCGUUUUACUGAUCCAUAGGCUAUACUCAGAUCCAGCAUGGGGUCAUUUAACCAAUCCGGGUGGACGGGGUUCAUCCCCGGGGAUCGUAACUCCUCUUCCACUGGACUGGGAUUUUCAGGAACUCCAGGUGGGAAUUACACCGGGAACGUGUCGGAUCAAAGCAUGCCUUUCCAAGGGAGCAGCACCAUGGUCACCGCGGUCAUAUCGUUCACCGUGUUUAUCGUCGGACUUACCGGCAACACUCUGGCUAUCUACGUGGUUUUGCGCUACGCAAAGAUGAAAACGGUUACGAACAUCUACAUUUUGAACCUCGCCGUGGCCGACGAGCUGUAUAUUUUGGGCCUCCCGUUCCUAACGACGCAAAACGUACUCUCCUACUGGCCGUUCGGCUCGUUCCUGUGUCGCGUCGUGAUGACGGCGGACUCGCUAAAUCAAUUCACGAGCAUCUUUUGUUUGACAGUGAUGAGCAUCGAUCGCUAUUUAGCAGUCGUGCAUCCUAUCCGCUCCACUAGGUGGCGCCGGCCGCGAGUAGCUAAAGCGGUUAGCGCGGCGGUGUGGGCGUUUUCGUUCGUCGUCGUUCUUCCCGUGGUGAUAUUCUCUGACGUUCAGGACAUGUUCAACUCGUGCAACAUGAGUUGGCCGGAGCCGCGGGACGUUUGGUCGACGGCGUUCAUCCUCUACACGGCGACGCUCGGAUUCUUCGGCCCCCUGCUGGUCAUCUGCAUGUGUUACCUUCUCAUCGUGGUCAAGGUGAAGUCGUCCGGUGCGCGAGCGGGAUUUACCAAGCGCAGGCGCUCCGAGCGGAAGGUGACCCGCAUGGUGGUGAUAAUCGUGGUGGUGUUCGUCCUCUGCUGGCUGCCGUUCUACAUCAUCAACAUCGUAAACCUGGUGUUCAUACUCCCGGAGAACAGCGUGAUGGUAGGCGUCUACUUCUUCGCCGUCAUCCUGUCGUACGCCAACAGCUGUGCCAAUCCGCUGCUCUACGGGUUCCUGUCCGACAACUUCAAGCAGAGCUUCCGGAAGGUCCUGUGCGUGCGCAAGGCGAAUGGCGUGGAGGAUGGCGAUCCCAGCUUGCCGCGGACAGAGAAGACGACGACCCACGACUCCUUCCUGACCCCUCGGAACAAUGACUUUAAUGGACACGUCCAGGGCAGCCAGGAUCUGCAGUUAGAGUCUUGCUUGAGUGCGUCUGAGAGCCCUCAGCCUGCAAGACCCCAGAUCAUUGGCCAGUCCACACUCUAAAUGCUGUUUCUCUCUCUGUCUGUCCGUUCCAUCUUUCUCUAUGCUCUAUUGUCUCACCGUCCCUCUGUCCAUCAUCCCUUGGAUCAUGUCUGUCUGUCCGCCUGUCUCUUCUUCUGCGUUGUUGUGGAAGGUGUGGCCUCAGCCUCAAGCCACGCCCCCAAACGUCCCAGCGACCCCACAUUCCCGCGCAGCAGAGCUCAGUCUGCACCCGGUGCCCGUCGUCUCCACGCCCAGCUCCAGUCGGGACCCGUGACCCCGGGAACAAUGCCAGGAUGCUUUGUUUUGGGUGGAGGGUGUCCUCACGGCCGUGGGAAACCUGGGAACGGCCUAAAAAAUCAUAUAAAAACAGUUUUUGAACAGAAAUGAGUGCAAUCUCUGUAAAAUGACAAACCACACAUCGAGUCUGAGACCACUAGUGAAAAUCUUCAAAUCCUUUAAACACAAAUAUACGACUGUGAGAGGAAGCAAUGUCACGUGUUCAAUGUCACAAAAUUUGUGUAUUUGAUGAGUGGCGUUCUAAAUGUUUUCUUAUUGUACGCCAUUGCGUUUUUUUUGUUUAACAUUUUUCGAAACCCAAACACGCUCUGUUUAUUUUUCUGGUUUCAAUCCCAUGAGGAAUCCUAGAUUUUCACCAUGGUCUCAGACUUUUGGGCCCCACUUUUAAACACACUUUAAAAAAGGAUGAGAGAAAAGAAGAGGGAUUUAGAAGAGAGACGAGACUUUAGACGCAAGCCAAGGGGAUUUAGAGAUGAUGAAUGUUGCUUCACACACACACACUCGAAAACAAUCAAUUUGCAGCAUCAAACACACAGUCACCUUGUCCUCUUUCUCCUUUAUGAUCAAACUAAUGAUUGAUGUGAAGAGGAAUAUAAAAACACACACACACACA
Pimephales promelas (fathead minnow) is the source of this 2522-nucleotide messenger RNA. RefSeq names its product somatostatin receptor 5. Gene Ontology annotation, biological process: cellular response to glucocorticoid stimulus; neuropeptide signaling pathway; regulation of insulin secretion. NCBI's taxonomy places the organism in Eukaryota, Metazoa, Chordata, Actinopteri, Cypriniformes, Leuciscidae. Gene Ontology annotation, cellular component: neuron projection; plasma membrane. The record is from RefSeq and is a predicted model, not a curated record. Gene Ontology annotation, molecular function: somatostatin receptor activity; neuropeptide binding.